This is a messenger RNA of Paramecium pentaurelia, 1731 nucleotides long. The record is from the annotation of a GenBank genome assembly. NCBI's taxonomy places the organism in Eukaryota, Ciliophora, Oligohymenophorea, Peniculida, Parameciidae.
AUGUAGAAGCAACAACGAUUUUUUACUUCCUGUUUGAAUAAUUUGAAAUUGAGGACUUAAUUGAUAAUAUUGGUUUCAUUAAUUAUCCUUUUGAUAGUCUCUUAUGUUCUUUCAGUAAAUUUGAUUCAUUAUUCUUUGCUUAAACAGUAUUUUUCUUAGAUUUCUAAUAAAAUAUUUGAUGACACUUCAUCUAAAAUAUAAGAGAAAACUAUUAGAUUAUAUUAAGAAUAUUUUGAUAGAGUCUUUUAUUUAAGUAAUACAAAUUCAUAUUAUAGAUGGAAAUAGUCUUAUCUCCUUUCAUAGAUUGUAUCAUAUGACAAAAAAAUAAGUAAAAUAACACUCUUUAGAAUUAAAUCUAGAUUACUAAAUGCUAUAUGGAGGUGUAAAUAAAAUACCAGAUCCUAUUAGAAUUAUUAAAGGAUAUGGUAAUUCUGAUAUCUCAUAUUCUUUUAUGUGUUAUUCUAACAUAACUACAUUUGAAGAUCCAUUAAGUUUAGAUGAGCUUAUAGGAAUGAAAAUAUAAGAGUAGACUCAAUCAUAUGCAUAAAUUCUUUAUUAGGGGAAUAUAUUGAGUUAAUCAUACUUAUAUUCAUACAUAAUCAAUGAAAAAACUAAUGCAGUUUAUCCAUGUCUUAAUAGAGGAUAAGGAAUCUAUUCUUAUGAUCCUGAAAAACGAGAAUGGUUUAUUGAAGUCAGAAAUAACUAUAAUCACAAAAAACCUUAUAAUGAAUAUUCAAGAUCCUUCACUUAACCUUAUUUGUGUAAUACUUUUAUAAUAAUAUAAUUGUAGUAUUUACAGAUAAAAAAAUAGGAUUAUCUUUGGUAUUACCAAUAGUGGAUGAAAAUUUAGAAUUGAUUGGAGGUGUAGGAACAAAUUUCUUAGGAGCAGAAAUUGUUUAAAUACUUAAAUCUUAAGAAUUUGGAUUUUAAGUUAUUUAUCUUGUAUCAGCAUCUGGAAUUAUGAUUAUGCAUCCAUAUAAAGUAAGUGUUGAUUAACUACCUUUAUACAUAUAUAAUUAAUCUAUUACAGGAUUUAAUCAAAGUGAUUGGUAAAGGAUGAAUACAUAAUCAUAAAAUGAUGUAUCAACUUGUCCUUAUUUGAAUAAACAUUCAUCAUCAUUGAAUUGUCUAUAUAAUAGUUUAUAUUAACAAGAAAUGAUAAUAGGAAUCUAAGAAAUUCCUGAAUAUUCAAUGAAAUUAAUUAUGUAAAAAAUAUAUCUUGCUAUCUUUAGGUUAUUAAGUAGUUAAGAGUAUUUUUAGUUUUAUUAACAUUUCUAAGAAGAACUUGAAUAUAAUCUAUUAAAUUAAGUGGGACUUCAAAUUUCCAUAUUGUUAGGACUAUUUCUUUUUAUUUGUAUAAUUUUGUAUACAUUUACUUAUACUUUAUUUUAUCCUAUUCAAUAGAUCUAAACUUUAACAAUUGAUAGGAUAUUUUCUAAAAAUAAAAAGAAAUCUUAAAUGCCAUUAUUUGCAAAUAAAUUUAUGAGCAAAUAAAUUAGUUUAUUGUAUAAUUCAUAUUAAUUCGUGUAUGAUCGAUUAGAACAAUUAUCAUUUAAUAAAACUAAAUCAUGUAGAGAUCUUGAAAACUAUUAAUAUCCACGAAAAGUAUUUUCUUUAAGAAAAUUAAUGCCAAAAGAUAGUAAUAUAUUGAAUUAAGAAUAACUAAAUGAUUCAAUCACUUAAGAAAUGAUUAUUAUGUUUCUAAAAAUCUCUUCAAAAUAUUCUACAUGA